This is a messenger RNA of Nycticebus coucang (slow loris), 6949 nucleotides long. It is a transcript of the gene AP1G1, whose product is annotated as adaptor related protein complex 1 subunit gamma 1. Lineage: Eukaryota; Metazoa; Chordata; Mammalia; Primates; Lorisidae. The transcript has 23 exons. Gene Ontology annotation, molecular function: clathrin-cargo adaptor activity. The coding region runs from base 439 to 2907 and encodes 822 amino acids. Gene Ontology annotation, biological process: intracellular protein transport; Golgi to vacuole transport; receptor-mediated endocytosis. The record is from RefSeq and is a predicted model, not a curated record. Gene Ontology annotation, cellular component: Golgi apparatus; membrane coat; AP-1 adaptor complex.
GAACCAAUGUCCGUCCGCUCCAGGGUCGGCCGGAUCUUUCUCGCUCAGACUCAUCGCAGCGGUGACUCGGCAGCGGCGUCUUACGUCAUCAGAGACAGCCCCGAUUCUUGCUACGCUUGGCGUCGCUCCGCCAGGAGCAGUCGCUUCCUCCUUGGCAAAUAGUCCUCGGCAGGAUCCGAGUUUCUGGAUAAUCCGAGAGGGACGGCACGAGAAGUUUCAGUGUGGCAACGCAGAAUCAACCAGGAGGAGAAGAUAGGCACCGGAGUUUCUGCAAUAGUGCGUGAAGUUCGUUAAAAACUCCCUCCUUCCUAAGGAUCCCUCCGCCUGCAGUAGCGGUGGUGAGGCCGAGGGAGCCGCCAUUUUGGAUGUUCGGUUCCUGCUGCCACUGCUGCCGCCGCCCCCGGAGCUGCUGGUUUCAUUCGAGGUUUCGGGCCAAGGAUGCCAGCCCCCAUAAGAUUGCGGGAGCUGAUCCGGACCAUCCGGACAGCCCGAACCCAAGCUGAAGAACGAGAAAUGAUCCAGAAAGAAUGUGCUGCAAUCCGGUCAUCUUUUAGAGAAGAAGACAACACAUACCGAUGUCGCAAUGUGGCAAAAUUACUAUAUAUGCACAUGCUGGGCUACCCUGCUCACUUUGGACAGUUGGAGUGCCUCAAGCUUAUCGCCUCUCAAAAAUUUACAGACAAACGCAUUGGCUAUUUAGGGGCAAUGCUGCUGUUAGAUGAAAGACAAGAUGUCCACCUUCUCAUGACCAACUGUAUCAAGAAUGAUCUUAAUCAUAGCACGCAAUUUGUACAAGGGCUAGCACUUUGUACCCUUGGCUGCAUGGGCUCCUCAGAGAUGUGCAGAGAUCUUGCAGGAGAGGUGGAGAAGCUCCUGAAAACUUCCAACUCUUACUUAAGAAAAAAGGCAGCACUAUGUGCUGUUCAUGUCAUCAGGAAAGUUCCUGAACUUAUGGAGAUGUUUUUACCAGCAACAAAAAAUUUAUUGAAUGAGAAGAACCAUGGUGUCCUUCACACAUCUGUAGUCCUCCUCACGGAAAUGUGCGAGCGAAGCCCAGACAUGCUUGCACAUUUCAGAAAGCUUGUGCCCCAAUUAGUUCGUAUUUUAAAGAACCUCAUCAUGUCCGGAUAUUCACCAGAACAUGAUGUUUCUGGUAUCAGUGACCCCUUUUUGCAGGUACGAAUUUUGCGGUUAUUAAGAAUUUUAGGACGAAAUGAUGAUGACUCAAGUGAAGCUAUGAAUGAUAUAUUAGCACAGGUUGCCACUAAUACAGAGACUAGUAAAAAUGUAGGAAAUGCUAUUCUUUAUGAAACAGUUUUGACUAUCAUGGAUAUUAAGUCGGAGAGUGGACUUCGGGUUCUAGCCAUAAAUAUCCUCGGUCGUUUCUUAUUGAACAACGACAAAAAUAUUAGAUAUGUAGCUCUGACUUCUUUGUUGAAGACGGUGCAGACAGAUCAUAAUGCAGUACAGAGACACAGAAGCACAAUCGUGGACUGUCUUAAAGAUCUGGAUGUCUCAAUAAAACGGCGUGCAAUGGAAUUGAGUUUUGCCCUGGUAAAUGGGAAUAAUAUCCGAGGCAUGAUGAAGGAAUUACUUUAUUUUCUGGAUUCAUGUGAGCCAGAAUUUAAAGCAGACUGUGCAUCUGGAAUCUUUCUUGCUGCAGAAAAGUAUGCACCUUCCAAACGGUGGCAUAUAGACACAAUUAUGCGUGUUUUGACAACGGCAGGAAGUUAUGUUCGUGAUGAUGCAGUUCCCAAUUUGAUCCAGUUAAUAACCAACAGCGUAGAGAUGCAUGCCUAUACUGUCCAGCGCUUGUACAAAGCAAUUCUUGGUGAUUAUUCUCAACAACCUUUGGUACAAGUCGCUGCAUGGUGUAUAGGUGAAUAUGGUGAUCUUCUUGUAUCUGGCCAGUGUGAAGAAGAAGAGCCAAUUCAGGUAACAGAGGAUGAAGUGUUGGAUAUUUUAGAAAGUGUCCUAAUCUCUAAUAUGUCCACCUCUGUGACACGAGGUUAUGCCCUCACUGCCAUUAUGAAGCUUUCUACUAGAUUCACUUGUACUGUAAACCGAAUUAAGAAAGUGGUUUCCAUCUAUGGAAGCAGCAUUGAUGUGGAACUCCAGCAGAGGGCAGUAGAAUAUAAUGCACUUUUUAGGAAAUAUGACCACAUGAGGUCUGCCCUACUUGAGAGAAUGCCUGUCAUGGAAAAAGUGACCACAAAUGGCCCCACUGAGAUUGUGCAGACAAAUGGAGAGACAGAACCAGCUCCACUAGAGACCAAACCACCACCCUCUGGGCCACAGCCCACCAACCAGGCCAAUGAUUUAUUGGAUUUAUUGGGAGGAAAUGACAUAACACCUGUUAUUCCAACUGCACCUACAAGUAAACCAGCUUCUGCUGGUGGAGAACUUCUUGAUUUGCUGGGAGACAUCAACCUUACAGGUUCUCCAGCUACUGCUCCUACCCCUGCCCCAGUCCCACAGAUAUCCCAGUCCUCCUUCUUGUUGGAUGGGCUUUCAUCACAGCCUCUCUUCAAUGACAUUGCUGCAGGCAUCCCCUCCAUCACAGCAUAUAGUAAAAAUGGCUUGAAGAUAGAAUUCACCUUUGAACGGUCAAAUACCAACCCCAGCGUCACAGUGAUAACGAUACAGGCCUCUAACAGCACAGAACUAGACAUGACGGACUUUGUUUUCCAGGCUGCAGUACCAAAGACAUUUCAGCUGCAGCUUCUGUCUCCCAGCAGCAGCGUUGUCCCAGCAUUUAAUACGGGGACCAUCACACAAGUCAUUAAAGUUCUGAACCCACAGAAGCAACAGCUGCGAAUGCGGAUCAAGCUUACAUAUAAUCACAAGGGCUCAGCAAUGCAAGAUCUAGCAGAGGUCAACAACUUUCCCCCUCAGUCCUGGCAAUGAGGGUCUGGCACCAUUCUCAUUCUUAUCCCACUCAAUCAAAGGAACUCUGAGAAGAGGUUGUGAUUGCUGGCAAGUCCCCCCAAUUGUACCAUGGGCAUGAGGAGCUGAAGAGAACUGCUGAGGAGGAUUUUCCUAAAGUUAUUGCUGACCUUGAAGCAUUGUUAAAGACUAAUAUCCUCUCCUCCACUGUUGAGGCUGGCUGCUUCUGGAGGCUACUUUGCACUCUUCUUCUUCUUCUCCCUUUUCCGUACUUCUCCACCCCUGCCAAAUUUACAGCCAGAAUCAACAUUCCUUGGGCCCCUGAGGAAAUAAACAGCUGGUCUGGAGGAGAGGACUGGAAUUCAUGGCGAGAAAACACUCACUUUGUCUCUGCAGCAAAGAGUUGCCCCUUCUUUCUACCGUUGUUUCUCUGUGGACUGGGCAAGGUGGGGUAUUUAUUCCUCACUAGCUGGGUUACCAUCUUCAGGCACUUUUUACAUCUGGCAUUCAGAAUGGAAAUGUAACAGUGGACAUUAGGGAGCCCUGCCUUUUUCUACUGGUUCCCCCACUAUUUGAAAGAGGCAUUAGGCUCCUGGUAGCCUUUUCUGUGCAUUGCUGUAUACACACAGACACACAUGUAUGUAUGUAUGUUUGUUAUCAGAAACUGGUCAGACCUUGGGAGGUUAUUUGUAAACACUGGACAGAUGCAGUUAAGAAAGCUUUUGUUGAGAUUUGGGAUGAAGGAUAUGGUGCUCUAUAUUACCAAGGUUCUUCCAGCUCCCCUUUCUCUUCAUUCUUUAGCUGUAGUCAUGAAUACUCUUCAUGAUUUUCAAAAUUGAUUCCUCCUAAAGUGCAAAGAGGACACCUUCUAAAAGGUGUAUUAAUAAUUAUUAAUGGCCCUAUUCCCACCACAAAUUUUAAACUUUCUCCUAAACCUGCAACUUGCCUGUUUGAACUGUGGUGAAAUGGGCGGAAAGAGGAGUUCCCAUUUUAAAGUUUAGACUCCUUUAAAAAAGCACCUUUGCCCAUAGGAAGAGUAAGUACCAGACUCAUCCUGGAGCAUAUUGGAGUCAUCUUAUCCAUUACUCCAAAUUUCCCUUUUUAUUUCCUGAGCCUGGCUUGGACCUUGGCAUUCCGUUUGGAUUCCUUCUUCUAACUGGAACAUUUGUGUUGUAUCUGUAACACUGGCACUGAAAUAAAGACCACACGGUUAAAGAAGUCUUUCCUAUAUUGUACUUUAUGGUGUUGAAAUGAAGCCUUGUAGCUUCCUUGCCCCUAUGUCAGAGGAAGUCUUACAGACACCAUAGGGUAGGGAUGUCCUUUCCUGAGUCUGAGAAAUUGGUCUUGGAAUGAGACCAAUGUCAUGAAUAUCCACAUCAAAGACUUGAGCUUUUUAAAGUAGAGAGAGUGCUGAGUGCUUUGUAGAAAGGACCCUGAUGUUACCAAACCUUAAAAUUGAGUUCUUAGAAUGAGGUAAAGGUGACUCUCCUGUGGUACAUAUUGAAUGUACUUUGUACGUUCGAGUAUACAGGCACCAUGUCUUAAAUACUAAAGAAUAAAGAAAAAAAACGAGGCCCUUAAAAUGUUUGCAAUUGUUACUGUAUUGGGUACAGUAUAAUUACUACAUUGGCUUCAAUCUUAAACCUGGAUGCAAAUACCCUUCCCACUUCAUUUCACCAAGCCUUUACUUAAAAUCUUCAGUGUCUUGUCAAAUCUAGCUCUGUAUCAGAUGCUAGACUACUCCUGACCUUUGACAAACUGCAGUUGAACUAAAGGCUGCAAAGGGGAAUUUUUUGGGUCUUAUUAGUAUAUAAGAGCAAGAUCUGCUAAAACUUAACUCCACUGGUUAAAUGGUUGACUGAGUUAAAAACAGGAUAUGUAUCUCCUGCAUGGUUUUCAGUAAAGAAAGUGUGGAGUAAGUAUGGACUAGUGUGCAUUUCAAACUGCUCUGCCUGUGCAAUGCAAAGUAGCCUGUAAGAGUUCUUUGCAGACUGAUUUCAUUGGAUAGAUACUUAAUGCUGUGAAACAUGAUAGGAUUAACAUAAUGUUGGUGGAUUUCUUGAAUAGAAUUUGUCUUAACAUUCCUCUUUGUGUAGAGGCUUUAUUUUCUUUCUUACAUUUGUAGUUAACCAGCUCAGGUUUUUUAUUUGAACUGAGUUGAAUCUCUGAAGGAAUCUGCUCAAGACCAUGCUAUAAGAUGGUAGUGCUAGCUAAAUAAUGGAGCUGGAGAGGGAGGGUCUACCCUGCUGGCAAAGCAUCUCCUUGGGUGAUCAUAGCUUUGAGGUAGAGUUUAUGAUCAUCCAUAGCUUUGCCUAGGAGGAGUAAAAUAUCCUGGCCUUAACACAAAGGGUGCUGUGUAUAAUAUGAGUUGAUUUUGGAAACUGAACCCGAGUCCAUAUUGAAAGGCUAGCAGCCAAAUAACUGCCUAGGAUACUGAUGGUUGUGAAGACUGUUUCAAACGAUUUUGAAAGCUUCAGUGUGCCUUAGUUUCUAGGAUCAGAAUUUGUUCUCACUUGGCCUUGCAGGGAAAAGGAGAAAUCUCUGUAGUUUCUGUGAACACUUGGACAUUUCAGUAAUUUCUUUCCCAAGUAUAACCAGUCAUUGGGGAGCAAAUUUGGAUUUACAACUUAAGAGCCAUUGUGAGAAAAGAGCAAUUUCCAUGGCUGUUUUAAUAACCUCAGAGUGGUAAGCAGUGAGCCCUCACACUUUGACCCUACUUUGCAAUUUCAGAUACACUCGUACCUCAUUAUUUUCCUCUCGAACAGUAGUUUAUAUCCUCUCUUCCCUCCCAUCCCUGGUGUAAUCCUAAGGGAGAAUCAAAAAACUGUAGGAAGGGUGCUUUCCCUGAGAAGCUUCUCCCACAAUGUUUUGGUGCUGUUACCAUGAGGUGGUUUGGACAGUCAUGGAAGUUUUAUGCUGUGUAUAGUGAUCAUCUGUUAAUUGUAACGCCUUUCUCAUGUAAAGAAACAUUCCUCAAUGUAACAUUUGGGAGGGGAUUCUUACCUCUUGGUAGGUUAAAGGUGUGGUUUGUGCCCCUUGUUUCUCCCAUUCAUAUAUGAAAAUAGAAUUUUAAAACCGUCCAACACUAAUGGUUUGAAUAUUUUCAUCUCCUCUAUAACAUGCUUUCCAUUUUUAUGUCCUUUUAGAAGUUGGAAAUUAGGAAAUACUGCUUUUGAGGUUCAAGUUCAUUAAUUUCUGCUUUGGAAAAUAUUUGGGCCAUGAGAACUGGGGAAAAGGAGUUGAAUGUGUGUAAUUUUUUCUAGCGAAUGUAUUUUAACCACAGUGUCCUAAACUGAGAGCAUUCACAAACUUUGUGGUUGGGGAGUGGUUUUACAUGUCUUGUGUAUUCAUGAAUUUGGGAGUAGGGAGGAUCGUUGAGGAAUGAAUUGUUCAGAAAGUCCUGAAGUUUAAGUAAAACACUUUUGACCAGCUUUGGCUUGGGUGGGUGGGGCUGCUUGUAGAACUGGAAGUGAAUAACUUUUUUUCCAGCAAUAGCAGUGAGUGGGUCCCGUCAACAAGGUUUUAGGACCUGGAACACUUAAACAGAAGAAAAUGCUGAAGCAGCUUGCACAGUUGAUUUGCAAACUUCCAUGAGGCUGAUACUGGCUUCCAAGAUGGAGCAUCAGAGUUUUUUGUUUGUUUUUUAAAAGAACCUGCAGUUGAGCUUUGUGUUUUGUUUUUGUUUUCUUUUGGGGGGCUUCAUGGGAAAGAGCUGAAUUCUUUCCUUUGUGAAUUCCCACUGUGUUCCUGUAAAGUCCCUUUUCUUUCCUAAUGUUGUAAGUUACAUUUUCAUUAAGCCCCACCACAUCUUCUUUACUGUAAAAAUAUUAAAAGGCUGUUUCCAUGUGGGACAGCUAAUGAAGUUCUAAUUAUUGCAGACAUAUUUUUGAGAUGUAAAAAAAAAAUUUAAAAUUAAAUGAUAAGUCUUAGACGCGAGUGAGGAAUUAAAAUGGAUGUAAACAUUGACAUGGGAUGCAUUAGAAUUCUGUGUGUAUUGUCUUUUGGUUGAAACAAAUUAUGAACAGUGACUAAUAAUAAAAAGUCAAUACUCAAUGAUUUAAAA